AUGUCCUUCCUAAAGGGAGCCGGCCCACUGACCGCUGGGCAGCAGACCGGGCGCCCUGCGGGCAGGAGCGAGAGCUGGGGGCCUCGGAAGCCGGUCUGUAGAGGCGCAGCAUGCUCCCUGCCCAUGGAGAACGGCGGUGCCAUGACCAUCCGGGGAGGAGGUGAGGCCCGGGCCGGCUGCGGCCAGGCCUCGGGGAGAGAGCUGCAGUGCCCCCCGACGGCUGGGUUCAGCGACGGGGACCGAGAGCCCGCUCCAAGGGGGCGCGGCCGCGCGCAGAGGGGUGCGGAGGCAGGAGGGCGGCCUUUGCCACCGCUGCCCCCAGAGCGGCUGCAGCCAAGAUCUCCGCCUCCGGAGGGCGAGGACUGGGAAGGCGACUCCGCCCUGGACAUGGCAGGGGACCAGGCGCUGGGCUCGGGGUCCCUUCACCACCAGCGCGUCCUCAUCAACAUCUCCGGGCUGCGCUUCGAGACGCAGCUGGGCACCCUGGCGCAGUUCCCCAACACCCUGCUGGGGGACCCUGCCAAGCGCCUGCGCUACUUCGACCCGCUCAGGAACGAGUACUUCUUUGACCGCAACCGGCCCAGCUUCGACGGCAUCCUCUACUACUACCAGUCGGGGGGCCGGCUGCGGAGGCCGGUCAACGUCUCGCUGGACGUGUUCGCCGAUGAGAUCCGCUUCUACCAGCUGGGCGACGAAGCCAUGGAGCGCUUCCGGGAAGACGAGGGCUUCCUGAAGGAAGAGGAGAAGCCCCUACCCCGCAAUGAAUUCCAGCGCCAGGUGUGGCUGAUCUUCGAGUACCCCGAGAGCUCGGGCUCGGCGCGUGCCAUCGCCAUCGUCUCCGUACUGGUCAUUCUCAUUUCCAUCAUCACCUUCUGCUUGGAGACCUUGCCCGAAUUCAAGGACGAACGAGAGCUGCUCCGCCACGCCCAGGUGCCCCACCAAUCUCCAGCUCCGGCUCCAGGGGCCAAUGGCAGUGGGGCCAUGGCGCCUCCCGCUGGCCCCACGGUGGCACCUCUUCUGCCUUGGACCCUGGCGGACCCCUUCUUCAUUGUAGAGACCACGUGUGUCAUCUGGUUCACCUUUGAGCUGCUGGUGCGCUUCUUCGCCUGCCCCAGCAAGGCAGAGUUCUCCCGGAACAUCAUGAACAUCAUCGACGUGGUGGCCAUCUUCCCCUACUUCAUCACCCUGGGCACCGAGCUGGCCGAGCAACAGCCAGGGGGCGGAGGAGGCGGUGGCCAGAAUGGGCAGCAGGCCAUGUCCCUGGCCAUCCUCCGAGUCAUCCGCCUGGUUCGGGUCUUCCGCAUCUUCAAGCUCUCCCGCCACUCCAAGGGGCUGCAGAUCCUGGGCAAGACCUUGCAGGCCUCCAUGCGGGAGCUGGGGCUGCUCAUCUUCUUCCUCUUCAUCGGAGUCAUCCUCUUCUCCAGCGCGGUCUACUUCGCGGAGACGGACAACCAAGACACGCACUUCUCCAGCAUCCCGGACGCCUUCUGGUGGGCAGUGGUCACCAUGACUACCGUGGGCUACGGGGACAUGAGACCUGUCACCGUGGGGGGCAAGAUCGUAGGCUCCCUCUGUGCCAUUGCUGGGGUCCUUACCAUCGCCCUGCCCGUGCCUGUCAUUGUGUCCAACUUCAACUACUUCUACCACCGCGAGACGGAGCACGAGGAGCAGGUGGCCCUUAAGGAGGAGCAGGGCGGCCAGAGCCAGGGGGCUGGGCUUGAUGGUGGAGGUCCUCGCAAGGCCAGCUGGAGCAAGGCUUCCUCUGGCAAAGCAGGAGCGUCCCUGGAGAAUGCAGAGGGAGCCCGAAGGGGCAGCUGCCCCCUGGAGAAGUACAACCUCAAGGCGAAGAGCAACGUGGACUUAAGGAGGUCACUGUAUGCUCUCUGCCUGGACACCAGCCGGGAGACUGACCUGUGAACAGAGUUCUGGGUGGACAGGCCAGCGAGUGGGGCCAGGGACAGGGGAGCUCUUCCGAACCCCGGCUAGCUGCUUUAUACCGUGGAGUAUUCCAAGCCUACCCCGCGCUCCGAGAGUUUGUACCCUCUUUCCCAUCCUUCCCUCCCUCCUGUCAUCUACCCUCCCCCCCAUUUCCCCUCUACUUUCCAUGACACCAAGGGUCGCCUAUUUUUAAAAAGUAUCACAUUCCAUGACGCAGGAGCUGUUGAAAUGGUGAGCGCUGGGAGAUGGAUGUCUUUGUAACCACUUUCCUAUACCCAGCUGCAGGGAAACCCAAACAAAAAAUGCCUUUAAAUAACCCAGAUCCCAAGGGAUCUUGUCCCCCUCCCCCUCCCCAUCGAUGUGUUCCCAGUUUGCUUUACACAUGAUUAUAUUUGUGUAGAGGGGAGGAGAUCUUAUUUUUAUGACCGACGAGUGGAUUUUUGUGCUGCAUUUCAGCUGGAGAUACAUUGGCUCUAUU
This is a messenger RNA of Echinops telfairi (small Madagascar hedgehog), 2416 nucleotides long. RefSeq names its product potassium voltage-gated channel subfamily A member 5 (gene KCNA5). The transcript is spliced from 2 exons. Gene Ontology annotation, cellular component: membrane; voltage-gated potassium channel complex. Bases 1 to 1917 code for a protein of 638 amino acids. Gene Ontology annotation, molecular function: delayed rectifier potassium channel activity; protein binding. The record is from RefSeq and is a predicted model, not a curated record. Gene Ontology annotation, biological process: potassium ion transmembrane transport; protein homooligomerization. Lineage: Eukaryota; Metazoa; Chordata; Mammalia; Afrosoricida; Tenrecidae.